UGCGCACUGCAUCCAGCGCGCUCCCUCCCUCGCGCGCGCUCCCCGGGGAAGAGUGGGGGCGGCGUAGGAGGCUAGAGGAGAGCAUGAAGCCGAGGAGGAAGGAGCGCCGCCAGCGCGCAGGCCCAGAAGCGCCCGAGCCCCGGCUGCCGGCGACGCCCCAGAGCGGAAGAGGGAAGUGAAGGCGCCAGGCUGCGGGUUCCUGGUGGGUGGGCUCCGCUUACCGAGAUAGAGGCAGCACCAAGAAGGGGCUUAGCCACCGGUCCGGAUCAGGGAUGUCGAAGAACACGGUGUCGUCGGCCCGGUUCCGGAAGGUGGACGUGGAUGAGUACGAUGAGAACAAGUUCGUGGACGAGGAAGACGGGGGCGACGGGCAGGCCGGGCCCGACGAAGGCGAGGUGGACUCCUGCCUGCGGCAAUAUCCUUGCGUUUGCCGGCCUCCGUACCCCCACCGCGCCCCUCUCCCCGGACCCCGCCGCCAGCGGGGUCUGCGAAGCCGGGCCGCUCCCGGGGCGCGGAGCUCACGUGUCUCUUUGGGCUCCCCCACUCCGAGAGGGCAGGGGACGCUCCCAUUUCUAACCGCGUCGCCCCGGCCCCCCAGGGUCCCGCCUGGGAAACUUGCCCUUCCCCGCGCGCCUUCCCUGCCGGGAUUCCUCAGGUUGCGGCCGGAGUUGCCGCCUCCCGGGAAGUGGCGGGGCGGCCGCACCCUCACAGCGCGGGGGAGGCAGCUGGUGCUGCUCUGUGGCCCUCCGGGGGCGCCUCAGGUGUCCUCCCCGGGACGCGGCGUGCCGGGGCCACAUCGGCUCCAGAAAUUUCUGAUUGGGAGGAGCGGACUGAUUGCGGUGGUUUGGUUUGGGCAGCUUUAGGGGAGUUUAUUCCUUGCCGGCAGGGAUGGGGCGAUUUGCAGAAUUGAGGCCCUCUGUCCUUUUAGCCAGUGGGCUUUUUUUUUUUUUUUUU
Molecule: messenger RNA, 954 nt
Organism: Hyaena hyaena (striped hyena)
Lineage: Eukaryota; Metazoa; Chordata; Mammalia; Carnivora; Hyaenidae
Product: protein diaphanous homolog 1-like
Exons: 1
Coding region: 273-863 (196 amino acids)
Biological process (GO): Arp2/3 complex-mediated actin nucleation; regulation of actin filament polymerization
Cellular component (GO): Arp2/3 protein complex; actin cytoskeleton
Source: RefSeq, a predicted model, not a curated record